CAUUUUUUUAAUUCUAUCUCACUUAGUCAGACCAGCUCGGAUCCUUCUCUAGAACCACACACACACACACACACUCAGAGUGAGAGAUUCAUCAAUGGCGGUUUCUUGCAGCCACUCAUCGAUUCUCUUGCCCCCAACCACCUCCUCCGUUGGCUUCAACCGCUUCCCUUGUCUCCAAACGCUGCGUUUCAAAUCCAGAAACGUUUAUCAGAAAGCGAGGAUCUCUACAGUGUCGGCGUCAUCUUCACGGUCUCUCGAAGCUCUGAUCUUCGACUGCGACGGUGUGAUACUCGAAUCGGAGAAUCUACACCGUCAAGCUUACAACGACGCCUUCGCGCAUUUCGAUGUUCGUUGUCCUCCUUCUUCAUCCGAGUCUCUCAACUGGAGCCUCGAGUUCUACGACAAGUUUCAGAACCUGGUCGGAGGUGGAAAGCCUAAAAUGAGAUGGUACUUUAGAGAAAAUGGAUGGCCGACUUCGACCCUUUUCGACUCGCCUCCCGAGAGUGACGAUGGUCGAGCCAAGUUGAUUGAUACUCUGCAGGAUUGGAAGACAGAGAGGUACAAAGAGAUCAUAAAGUCAGGAAGUGUAGAAGCAAGACCUGGUGUAAUAAGACUAAUGGAUGAAGCAAGAGCUGCUGGGAAGAAACUAGCUGUUUGCUCUGCAGCUACAAAGAGUUCAGUUAUAUUAUGUCUCGAGAAUCUAAUCCAAAUCGAGCGAUUCCAAGGACUUGAUUGCUUCCUUGCAGGAGAUGAUGUUAAGGAGAAGAAACCUGAUCCUUCCAUUUAUAUAACAGCUGCCGAGAAGCUAGGUGUUUCAGUGAAUGACUGUUUGGUCAUAGAGGACAGUGUAAUUGGCCUGCAGGCUGCUACAAAAGCAGGCAUGUCAUGUGUGAUCACAUACACUUCUUCAACAUCUGAUCAGGAUUUCAAAGAGGCGAUUGCUGUAUACCCUGAUCUCACUAAUGUGAGCUUGAAAGACCUGGAAACUCUGCUUCAAACCAUUGUCACUGCAGCUUAAUACAUGCAUUUGUAUAUUUUCAUUUUUGUCUUCUCUUCUGCAACUGUACAGUUGUUAUUGUUUUAAAAAAAAAAUUCAUUUCAUCGAUCAAAA
Brassica napus (rape) is the source of this 1111-nucleotide messenger RNA. RefSeq names its product haloacid dehalogenase-like hydrolase domain-containing protein At4g39970. Gene Ontology annotation, molecular function: hydrolase activity. Lineage: Eukaryota; Viridiplantae; Streptophyta; Magnoliopsida; Brassicales; Brassicaceae. The coding region runs from base 95 to 1018 and encodes 307 amino acids. The record is from RefSeq and is a predicted model, not a curated record. The transcript has 9 exons.